AUGUUCAGAGAGGAUCACUUGGGAGAACAUGUUGUUUUUGUCCACAAUUAUACUGAUGAAGAACGCGAUGUCCUGCUAAAGCGUUUGGGAUCUGGUUCAGCUAUGGAGUCUGCAGCUCAUCUUCCGACGCUUUUCAAAUGCAAACACUGUGCCUCAUCGUUUUGGACGAAGCGUGCUUUGAGUUCUCAUUUGCAAGAAAGGCAUGCAAGUGAUGAGCCUUUGACAUCAACCGUAGCAUCUGUGGGAUUCGUGUGUGCUAACGAUGGAUGCGAAAACUUGUUUGAGAGUUGCGAGGAAUAUCUGUAUCACUGUGCUGAGCGACACAAAGCGGAAACGAAGCAAAAUUUCAAAGUAUUUGAUCUAUCUUUCGAUACCGUUGAUGAAUUUUUGGAGUGGAAAUCUGAUGUCGAAGAGCGGACGUGCACCUCCUUUCGGAUGCUGCCCAUCAAAAGUGAGCAAGCUGCCGAGUAUGCAUGUCAUCGCUGCAGUUCUUGCCCGGAGAAUACAUCACUUAGCUCCGCCAAGCGCUGUACUGCAUUCAUAAAGUGCCGCAUGCGGAAUGACGGCACCGUGGAAGCAAUCGGAUGUACAGACCACAUGGGGCAUGACAGAGACGUAAAGAGUCUACUGCUUACUAUCGGGCAAAAGGAGAAGUUACUAUUGCUUAUUGCA
Molecule: messenger RNA, 672 nt
Organism: Cylicostephanus goldi
Lineage: Eukaryota; Metazoa; Nematoda; Chromadorea; Rhabditida; Strongylidae
Source: the annotation of a GenBank genome assembly